CAUUUCCAGUGUAUUAUUUAUACGAGAACGCAUGUCCAUAGUCAACAAUGACUGAGAACAUAUAAUAAGAUUGGUCUUCCACCUCCGUUAUUAACGUCGCCCACGUCCUUGAUAGACAUACUCGAUCACAGGCUUCUUUCCCGUGCGCAUCGUUUGACGAAAGCCUCAACAGAUCAUUUCAAGACCACCAAAAACCGAAUCAUCCCCCAAGCUCAGAUACCUAGCGAAUCUGAAAUCCUACAAUACCAAACCAACAAACCCAGACUCUCCUUGGGAUAUGUUCCGCUACAACCUGCACAUCCCCGAUGAAUCCACCACCGAACGACUCUCUCGCAUAUCCACAACUCCUCCUGAAUUCUGGAGCCGAAAAGACUGGAUGGAAUCGCGCCGUCUGCGCGCCAAGCGCGGCCAAUCGAUCUGGAGAGCAGCUCGACAGGGAAGAAGGCUCGGGAUGGCCACGCGGAACUAUCCCGAAGGACCAUUCUGGCCGCAGACUCCGAGGUAUAAUCCGCAGUGGAAAGUUGAUGCGAUCAAGAUGAGGGUGUUGGAUGAUGAUUUGCUUAAUCUGUGGGAGGAGGGUUACGCGGUUUAUCAAGGGAUGGAUGGAUAUUAUCGAGUACAGGAUCCGUGGACAGGGCAGGUUUUCCCAAUGAUGUGGGGUCUGGAUGAGCCCUGAUGGGGGAGGAGAAGGGUGUGGAACGAGGAGAUGUGUGAAAAUAAAUAGAUCGUUGCAUUAUCCCAUUAAGGGAACCUAGUAGUACACUAUACAAGACUGCAGGGAAUAUUAAAA
Paecilomyces variotii is the source of this 790-nucleotide messenger RNA. RefSeq lists its product as hypothetical. The record is from RefSeq and is a predicted model, not a curated record. The transcript has a single exon. Lineage: Eukaryota; Fungi; Ascomycota; Eurotiomycetes; Eurotiales; Thermoascaceae. Bases 278 to 676 code for a protein of 132 amino acids.